GUCAAGUGAAAUGUCAAAUUAUCACGCGCGUGCUUUGCAGUGCAUGCUUUGAUUGUUUGUUUUGUACAAAAGGAAAUUAGGAAAAUAUGAACGGCCUCUCACCUGAUCGUGCUCUUUUGAUGGAGAUUGCCUUGGAACUCCUGGGGAAUACAGUGCACGACAUUCAUGGCAGGAAGAAGAGCAAUUUGGUGGAGUUAUUCAAGGAAAAUGUCUUUUCAAGUAGCAGAAACCAUCAAGGAGCUCCGGAAGAUCCCCCACAGAGAGAAUUCAUCCAGCCUCGUUAUGGAACAAAUUCUCAUCCCUUUGCCAAUGAGGAGUUAGAUGAGCAGCAGUACAUGCUGGAGGAAUUAAGUAAUGCCUUCAACUCCCAGGAAGAUCUGCAGCAGAAGGAGAAGAAUGAUAGAGAAUUUGUGGAGUCAAUGCUGAGAAAAAUCGAUAUUGAAUAUGCUAAUCUCAAGAAGAUCAGCAGCAAGCAGAGACAGAGCUACUUCCUGAACUUCUGGGUUCGUGUUGUUAAUGAACAUUCAGAGUGUCCUGAUGUUACCGAAGAGGACAUUGAUGUCAUCGCUCAGGAAUACUUUGCAGUUGAGCAGAGAAACCUCGAGGCGCAGUGCAAGGAUUUCAAGGAGAAGAUCAUCGAGAUGAAGAGAUCAGCAACAUCCGACGAGGAAAUUGUUAAAAUCCGAAGGAUCGCUGAGAAAAUUGCCCUUGUUAAGAAAGCUCUCGAGGAAUCCAUAAGGAAUCCUUCAGAGAAUUGCUGACAAACACUUGAAGAGGUUCCCAAAGAGGAAUCUUCUGGUGACAAAAUUAACGAUAUUCCGGAUAAUUCUAUUUGUGAUUGAUACUCCGACUGAAAUUUAGAUAUUUUUCCCUCAAUAAUUUACGCCAAGAAUCCAUCUAAGCUGUUACCCAAUUUGGGAAGAGUUUUGAUAAUCUAAAGAGAUUCAUUUUUUGUGUAAAUAGAGGACAAAGAUUAAAAAAUAAUUUGUAAAGAUUUGUAAUAAUUGAAAAUAAAUAGAAUUAUUUGUAUAGAA
This is a messenger RNA of Lutzomyia longipalpis, 1034 nucleotides long. RefSeq lists its product as uncharacterized. The transcript has 3 exons. The coding region runs from base 87 to 761 and encodes 224 amino acids. Lineage: Eukaryota; Metazoa; Arthropoda; Insecta; Diptera; Psychodidae. The record is from RefSeq and is a predicted model, not a curated record.